Molecule: messenger RNA, 1017 nt
Organism: Hyla sarda
Lineage: Eukaryota; Metazoa; Chordata; Amphibia; Anura; Hylidae
Product: interleukin-17A-like
Exons: 4
Coding region: 289-801 (170 amino acids)
Biological process (GO): inflammatory response
Cellular component (GO): extracellular region
Molecular function (GO): cytokine activity
Source: RefSeq, a predicted model, not a curated record
CUUUUUCAGCCCCCUGGUCAAAGGGUCAAUAUUUAGAGCAUGGGAUUUGACCAGCGGGUGGGGAUCCUAACCUGAACUUGGACUGGAUCAGUACCUUUUUUGAGUUGGACAGUCCACACAAUGGUCACAGACACUGGAAUAUACAGAAACUCUUUGGAAAACUAUGUUUCCUGGGAUAAAGACUCCACCCGGAGCAACAACCGAGAUAAAUAGAGAGAGAGACUGGGAUCCAAGAAUCAGAGCAGAAGAUCCACCACAGCAGACAGCGCCCCCAGCAGGAGGAGCAGAAUGGACCGUACAAUAUACCUGAUACUUGUGACUUUCCUGGUGUCCUUCUGCUCUUCGGCCAUUCUACCAGAUGAGUAUUUGUCCCAUGUUAAUACUCAGGAAGGAUCUAGUGAUGAAGAGCUCCACCUGGAGGCCAGAGGGAGAUGUCCUGGAAGAAGGAAUCGGCGCCUGCCAACCUCUAUGAUAGUGGACACCAGUUUCAUUGACACCAGUUACCUGGAUAGUUUGGUGGAGAUGGAGGACGUUCACACCCGCUCUCUAUCCCCCUGGGACUACCGCCUCAACACAGAUCCCAACAGAUUCCCCUUUGUGAUCUCCGAGGCCGAUUGUGUCACUUUUGCUUGUGUAGACGCUGAUGGCAACGAGAAUCCAGACCUGAUCUCCUCCCCCGUCAAGCAGGAGAUGAUGGUCCUACGACGGGAGCAGAAAAGCUGCAGCUUCUCCUAUAGACUGGAGACUGUGGUGGUCACAGUGGGCUGCACAUGUGUCAGGCCUAUGGUCAGCUAUUACUGAAUAUGAGGAAAUAUAUAUGGAUUGACUUCUAUGUUUUUUGUGGAAUUUUUUCCUUUAUAUCUAAGCAAUAAAUAAGAAAAUAAACUUCUUCUCUAUACCAUCAUUAUUAUUUAUAUAGUGCCAAUAUAUUUUGAUGUAUUUUACAAUAUGUAGGUACAGACAAAAUCAGACAUUACACAGUAACAAACUAAUCAAUAAUUCACAUAUUAAGCUCAA